AUGCGCGACAAGCAUCGCCAUGCAAGCACUGCUCGCGACAAGGGCAACGCGGCGUUCAAGAAAGGCAACUACACCCUCGCCCUUAUGUUCUACACCACGUCCAUUUCAGCACAUCCCGAAGACUACAGAGCCUGGUCCAACCGGUCAAUCACCCACAUCCAGAUGAAAAGUUGGCGCGAGGCCGAGUUUGACGCCACCACGGCAAUCGCUCUCAACCAAACAACCAAGGCACUCUACUACCGUGCUCAAGCUCGCGAGGGCCUCGGUCGCUAUGACGCCGCUCUGCGCGACCUGGACCGCAUCUUGCAAGUGGACGCCAACCACGCUCUUGCCUCAAACAUGCGCGGACACGUCCAAGACGCACAGCUUCGCCACGCCAGCCAGGAGGAGGACAGCGGCUGCGUUGAAACACGACGCGUCAACGGCCGCCGCGGGCUCCUCAACUACUCAUUUGUUCCCACAUCGUCGAGGCCAUCGCCCGCUUCUCGGACCCCGCAACAAGGCUCGUUCUCUCGUGGACCUGCCAAGCCCUACGCGUUCUCAUCCGCAACCCUAGGGUCCAGGUGGAGAUCACCGCAGGCCGCCACCCCAUCAAUCUACCAGCGGCAAACUACCACGGGUACGACGACUGGCGGGUUCCCCCUCAAAUCCCAGCGGUACGCCGCGAACGCAAUGCCGUCACCAUCAGCCACCCAAUCUUCCAUUCGUUGGACAUUCGUGGACCAUUAUCUGUCAGUCUUCUCACGACCCCCCUUUGCCAACGCCGAGGUUAUACGCCUCCGGUCCUCGCCAGACGGAAUUGACUUUCGCGACAAGCUGGAUCUCACUGGCUAUUCUGCUCGCCAAGUCAUCAUAUUUCCUCCUGGUGGCCAGUAUUGUUCGCUAGAAGACGUUCCAAGGUUCCCCGUUGAUUUCCCACGCACGGUCAAGCGAAUCGUCUACCCCUUGGCAGUGGAUAUCAAGAAAAGACUGUUCCUGACCUCCUUAUUGCCAUCGAGAGGCAUCUUCCUGGACCCAACUUGGGUUGGACCCACUGGUCGUGAGCUCGUGUUGAUCUGCCCGCCAUCCAGCAAGGACACUCGUGAAUCAGACGACUUCGGUUACAUGGCCGAAAGCCUCAUAUGCGCGAUGGUGUCGGGCCUGCUUUGGGGAGCCAACAUCAAGAUUGUCGAUCUGGCAGUCUUGAUCCCCGAUGAUUCCGACCUUCAACCGGUGAAGAAGGCUCUUGAGGCUCGAGCUGCCGGGCUGGUUGAUUCGGCCAACGCCAAUCACCUCGCGUCCCACCCUUUCCCUUACAUACAUCCCUCUGGAGAACUCCACAUUGCUCCUCCAGAUGGUCAAGAAGCAAUGCGCAGGAUUGAGUACGUUACUCGAGAGGAGUAUCGCGCGGGACUGAAGCCUGGACAGUGGGAGCUGGAAACGGUGCAGGUCAUGCCUGGUUUCGAGUAG
Messenger RNA from Apiotrichum porosum, 1449 nucleotides. RefSeq lists its product as uncharacterized. The record is from RefSeq and is a predicted model, not a curated record. Lineage: Eukaryota; Fungi; Basidiomycota; Tremellomycetes; Trichosporonales; Trichosporonaceae. Bases 1 to 1449 code for a protein of 482 amino acids. The transcript has 3 exons. Gene Ontology annotation, molecular function: protein binding.